AAAACGGCAAAGUGCUACAGUUAGCGUGACUUGCUUGACGCUGAGAGUGGGUUUGUGAAAUACAGAAAUGGAAGAAAACGACUCCGGAAAACCCACUUGUAAAUAUGGAGGUGACUGCUACCGCACCAAUCCUCAGCAUCUAGAGGGGUUUUGGCAUCCAAAGAAGGGGAAAAGGAAAGGAGAGAACCAGGAUUCAGACGAUGAAGAUGCAAGUGUUGCCAAGAAGAGAAGAUCGGAUGCUGCCGAGCCAGAGCCUGGCAUAUCUGGAGAUGCUGAGACAAAGAGCUCUGAAAAUUAUGAAGUAGAAGAAAUAGAUGAUGGAGAGGACAAGGAUAUAGAUAGCAGCGUAGAAAGUCAAGACAGUGCCCGACCAGCCACGCCUCCAAAUCUCGGCCCGAGAGAGGAAAUCAAGUGGAAAUUCACGAUGGAAAUGCCGGAAGAUUUCUACGACUUUUGGGAAUUUUGUAAAAGUGUGAACAAGAAAAACCCACAAGAUGCACUCAAAGCAUCUCUUGGUCUGCAGCUAGUGGGCCCUUAUGAUGUGCUGGCUGGGGGCCUCAAGAGAACCUCUCAGUCUAAGAGAUCAUCUUAUUGCCUUCACUGGAGGUAUUACUAUGAUCCACCAGAGUUCCAGACAAUCAUACGCGGAGAUGACACAACACAGCAUCAUCUUGGCUACUUCAGGGAUGAGCCCAAUGAAAUGCCAGUGUUUGUUGCGGCCAAUUCAGCCAAGAAAAAUUGUUCCUUCUCUGCCCAGGGGGACAACAUAUUUGCUGCUGUCAAAUUAUACAUGGACCAACUUAGCAAAGCUACUAAAGACAAGGCAGAACAGAACAAAAUCCAGUCUCUUCAUAAGCCGCUGAUCGACUGGGCCAAGAAGUGCGGUCACUCACUGGAAAGCAAGACUCAAGGCAUGAAGAUCAGAGAGAAAAAAGUGGUCACCAAAACAUUCCAUGGAGCAGGGAUUGUUGUACCUGUCGAUGCCAGUGGAGUUGGGUACCGGGAACUUCCUGAAACCGAUGCCAAUCUGAAACGAAUCUUCAAGAAAAUUGCCGACAGCAAGAACGAGGCCGAACGCAACACGAACUUUGAACCGCUGGAUGAGAUCAUUAGUUUUGUGCAGUUUGCCAAUGACGAGUGCGAUUAUGGGGAAGGCUAUGAGCUGGGCAUUGAUCUCUUCAUGUACGGCUCGUCUGUUUUGCAUGGGACCAUCAGGAAUAUCCUACCCUUGGCCUACACGCUGCUUAGGAGAGAAGAAUUUGGCAAGAUUCUGGAAGCGCAUUUGGAGGACAGAAGGAAAGAUGAUUUGAGUAUGCUGUAGAACCACAGCUGCCACAGAAAUUGUCGCAUUGACUGCCAUUUUUAGUUUUGAUAUUUUCACCCAGUCAUACAUCUCUGUCGUUGUCGCCAACUUGACUAGUGGAAAGUGAUUUUUUGUUUUUGUACUCUGAAACAAUUAAUAAAGACAAACAGAAAAUUCUAUUCAUUUGCAAUUAGUAACGAACCUUUUAUUUUUUUAAAAAGAUAAAUCUUGUAACAUUAAAGGUAUACAGAAGCUGUUAACGAGUUGUUUGACACAAGAGAAAUUUCUGGCCUUAAAUUUGCUACAAGUACAUUUACAACAUCUGUAAGGUUUUGUUAAGUGUGUUUUCACAGUCUGCUCAGAAAUAAAAAAUUAAAAUAUAAGA
Messenger RNA from Patiria miniata (bat star), 1688 nucleotides. It is a transcript of the gene hpf1, whose product is annotated as histone PARylation factor 1-like. Gene Ontology annotation, biological process: regulation of protein ADP-ribosylation; DNA damage response. Lineage: Eukaryota; Metazoa; Echinodermata; Asteroidea; Valvatida; Asterinidae. Gene Ontology annotation, molecular function: poly-ADP-D-ribose binding; histone binding. Gene Ontology annotation, cellular component: nucleus. The record is from RefSeq and is a predicted model, not a curated record. Bases 68 to 1321 code for a protein of 417 amino acids. The transcript is spliced from 7 exons.